Messenger RNA from Xylaria bambusicola, 2451 nucleotides. RefSeq names its product armadillo-type protein. The record is from RefSeq and is a predicted model, not a curated record. The transcript has 5 exons. Gene Ontology annotation, cellular component: cytoplasm. NCBI's taxonomy places the organism in Eukaryota, Fungi, Ascomycota, Sordariomycetes, Xylariales, Xylariaceae. Gene Ontology annotation, biological process: post-transcriptional regulation of gene expression. Gene Ontology annotation, molecular function: mRNA 3'-UTR binding. The coding region runs from base 1 to 2451 and encodes 816 amino acids.
AUGUCUGUGGCCCGCUCAACUGGGUCUCCGACUCUACGCCGCACUCCGGGGUCCAAGACAAGUCAGAUGGACGAAAACACCAAGGUCGGCAAGGAGGAUUUCUCCAUUGCCGCUGUAGGUGACCAACUAAAAUCCCUCCUUAUUUUUGAACCGAAUGGCCAAUCCUCGCAGAAGAGACCCCACGGGGUUCUCUCAGCCUCAUCGCUAGUCAAUCAAAGCUGUCCUAAUAGUGCUCAGCCAAACCUCGAAACAUUUGGUACUUCUGAGAUCCUGGAAUCGAGUCUCACCAAUUCUAGUCCACCUAGGCUGGCUCGACAAUUAUCCGGCAUUCCUCCUAUUGGCAGCGGUCUCAACUACUCGGUAGACGCUAAUGAUGGACUCAAGCUUGAACACACUGCAACCAGCAGCUCAGUGCCGAUAACCCCUGCCACCGACAUGUUCGGCAAUGCCUGCCCCAUCACUCGACCAGCAAGCGCUACGAUGAAUGAAUCUGCUACCAGUGAUGAAGAGGUGCUGCGACUCAAGUUUGAGCUUGCUCAAGCCCAAAGCAAGAUAUCUCGUCUUGAUCAGGAACUUGCUUCGACUCGCCACGGCCACGUAGGCUUGAGUCAGCCAACCAGUGUCUCCCCGGUCGAGAAUGGAUUCUCUAAUGGGCAUCAACAGGCACCUCCUGUGUCACGCCCUCCAAGUCUCCAUCCUGCCAACACCAAUACUCAUUACAUGGGUAGAGAGGGCGGUCGCCCUUGGCCUGGCUACGACGACAGCCGAUCUGAUACCAGUGAUGCUUUGUCCGCGACGGGCUUCAAUAGUUCACGCAACAUAUGGGGCAGCCUUAAACAAACACCAAGUGCCGUUGGCCUAAGUGGCCCCCCUCCUCUUGGGAUGCCGCAGAAUGGACCAUGGUCUGGACGAGCUGCAAGUCACAGCUAUGUCGAGCCUAGCAUGUCUUACGACCCUGCUACCGCCGACAAUUUCAGGGCAGAGCGACUUACCCCAGAUUUUGACUUCACCACUAAACCACCGGGUAGUAGACGAAAUAAUCGUUACGAUGCUCGAUUUGGCGGUCAAGGCUUCAACGGCACUAGCCAAAGCUAUAACACCCAGCCUGGCUAUUGUGCAUACCCUUAUCCUCAAGGACAGUAUGACCCUGGUGUAAUCACAUCUGGUGGCUCACAAAACAAUAUGAAUACUGGAGUAUAUGCUAACUAUCAGUCACCGCCUGUCGGUACCUCCCUGUCCCCACUGGCUAGCGAGUUCACUUCCAUGUCAGGUAGUGCUGGGCCGUGGAAGUCCGAGCCCACUUCGACCGAAGGACAAACGUACUUGCCUACCACGGAGCCGCUAAACUACCGUCGACUGCUAGAUCGCAACGUCAAUUGCAAUUGGAAGUAUAUUGUCGACAAGAUCGUAUGCAGCAACGACCAGCAAGCUUCUAUCUUCCUUCAACAGAAACUCAAAGUUGGAACUCCAGAUCAGAAGUACGAGAUUGUCGAGGCUAUUGUUGCUCAAGCUUAUCCUUUGAUGGUCAACCGAUUUGGAAACUUCUUGGUCCAGCGAUGCUUUGAGCACGGGACUCCGGAGCAAGUAAUCAAGAUCGCAGAAGCCAUCAGAGGAUGUACCCUCACCUUAUCUAUGGACCCGUUCGGUUGCCAUGUGGUCCAAAAGGCUUUUGAUUCUGUUCCAGAAGACUACAAAGCCAUUAUGGUUCAUGAGCUUCUUCGCCGUAUUCCAGAAACCGUUAUUCAUCGUUACGCUUGUCAUGUUUGGCAGAAGCUCUUUGAGCUCCGAUGGACUGAGUCCCCACCUCAGAUCAUGAAAUAUGUAAACGAAGCACUCCGUGGAAUGUGGCACGAGGUCGCUCUAGGCGAGACGGGGAGUCUUGUGGUCCAAAAUAUUUUUGAGAAUUGUCUCGAGGAAGACAAGAGACCUUGCAUUGAGGAAGUGCUCAGCAAUAUUGAUAUCGUCGCUCAUGGACAGUUCGGCAACUGGUGUAUUCAGCAUAUUUGUGAGCAUGGAGCGCCGGCUGACCGCAGCAGGGCAAUUGAUCAUGUAAUUCGCUAUGCUGCUGAAUAUAGCAUGGACCAGUACGCCUCCAAGGUAGUUGAGAAGUGCUUGAAGAUUGGAGGAGCAGAAUUCCUGACGCGCUACCUUGACCGAGUGUGUGAAGGUCGGAUCGACCGCCCUCGCAUUCCUUUAAUCGAUAUCGCAAGCGACCAAUAUGGUAACUAUCUGAUCCAGUGGAUUUUGCAACACGCCAACCCGCAACACAAGGAAAUUGUGGCUGCUCACAUCCGCAAGCACAUGGUGUCUCUUCGCGGAUCUAAAUUUGGCAGUCGAGUCGGUAUGCUAUGCACAAACCCCGCCAUUGCCACACGGCCUGGUCCUGGCGUUGGACCUGGUGUUGGCCGUAUGCCCGCGGGGCCUCGCUAUGGCGGCCGUGGAUUCCAAUAA